Strongylocentrotus purpuratus (purple sea urchin) is the source of this 1463-nucleotide messenger RNA. RefSeq names its product fibropellin-1-like. The transcript has 13 exons. The record is from RefSeq and is a predicted model, not a curated record. Lineage: Eukaryota; Metazoa; Echinodermata; Echinoidea; Camarodonta; Strongylocentrotidae. Gene Ontology annotation, molecular function: Notch binding; calcium ion binding. Gene Ontology annotation, biological process: Notch signaling pathway. Bases 30 to 1463 code for a protein of 477 amino acids.
AUGGUGGUACGUGCAUCGAUGAAGUCAACAUGUUCACUUGCAUAUGUGUAUCGGGCUACACAGGAUUGAUUUGUGACAUAGAUAUGAAUGAUUGUGACUCUGACCCCUGUACCAAUGGUGGUACGUGCAUCGAUGAAGUCAACAUGUUCACUUGCAUAUGUGUAUCGGGAUACACAGGAUUGAUUUGUGACAUAGAUAUGAAUGAUUGUGACUCUGACCCCUGUACCAAUGGUGGUACGUGCAUCGAUGAAGUCAACAUGUUCACUUGCAUAUGUGUAUCGGGCUACACAGGAUUGAUUUGUGACAUAGAUAUGAAUGAUUGUGACCCUGACCCCUGUACCAAUGGUGGUACGUGCAUCGAUGAAGUCAACAUGUUCACUUGCAUAUGUGUAUCGGGCUACACAGGAUUGAUUUGUGACAUAGAUAUGAACGACUGUGACUCUGACCCCUGUACCAAUGGUGGUACGUGCAUCGAUGAAGUCAACAUGUUCACUUGCAUAUGUGUAUCGGGCUACACAGGAUUGAUUUGUGACAUAGAUAUGAAUGAUUGUGACCCUGACCCCUGUACCAAUGGUGGUACGUGCAUAGAUGAAGUCAACAUGUUCACUUGCAUAUGUGUAUCGGGCUACACAGGAUUGAUUUGUGACAUAGAUAUGAACGACUGUGACUCUGACCCCUGUACCAAUGGUGGUACGUGCAUCGAUGAAGUCAACAUGUUCACUUGCAUAUGUGUAUCGGGCUACACAGGAUUGAUUUGUGACAUAGAUAUGAAUGAUUGUGACCCUGACCCCUGUACCAAUGGUGGUACGUGCAUCGAUGAAGUCAACAUGUUCACUUGCAUAUGUGUAUCGGGCUACACAGGAUUGAUUUGUGACAUAGAUAUGAACGACUGUGACUCUGACCCCUGUACCAAUGGUGGUACGUGCAUCGAUGAAGUCAACAUGUUCACUUGCAUAUGUGCAACGGGCUACACAGGAUUGAUUUGUGACAUAGAUAUGAAUGAUUGUGACUCUGACCCCUGUACCAAUGGUGGUACGUGCAUCGAUGAAGUCAACAUGUUCACUUGCAUAUGUGUAUCGGGCUACACAGGAUUGAUUUGUGACAUAAAUAUGAAUGAUUGUGACUCUGACCCCUGUACCAAUGGUGGUACGUGCAUCGAUGAAGUCAACAUGUUCACUUGCAUAUGUGUAUCGGGCUACACAGGAUUGAUUUGUGACAUAGAUAUGAAUGAUUGUGACUCUGACCCCUGUACCAAUGGUGGUACGUGCAUCGAUGAAGUCAACAUGUUCACUUGCAUAUGUGUAUCGGGCUACACAGGAUUGAUUUGUGACAUAGAUAUGAAUGAUUGUGACCCUGACCCCUGUACCAAUGGUGGUACGUGCAUCGAUGAAGUCAACAUCUUCACUUGCAUAUGUGUAUCGGGCUACACAGGAUUGAUUUGUGACAUAGGUAAUUUACCUUAG